GUCGACAUUAACCACUCCAACCAAUAUUCAUCCCCGAGCUAGGAAUUUUCGACCUUUCUCUUCACCAUCCAUCCCAUCUUAUCGCGACAAGCCAAAAAAACACCCACAAUGGUCCACCCCGUCACCGAGCUCAUCUACUUCCAGCUCAAAUCCACCGUGAAGCCCGAAGACCUCGCCAACGAGGAGGGGCAGGCCCUUCUGGACCUAUUCAACAACACCAAGCAGCAAAGCGGAUACCAGAGCUCAGCGUGGGGGCGAACGAAGGAGGAUGAGAAUAUUGUUGUUUGGGUGAUUGACUGGGCCGACGCACACGAUGGCAUCCAACAAACCCUGCUAACCCCCUACAUCGAACCCUCCACGCAAGCUACCAUAAUCUUCACAACUCUGACCCCGCCCCCUCCCAGCUCAACAACGCCCAAAACGCACCGCCUAACGACGAACCCCGUGACCGAGCUCUGCGCGCUCGCAUUCCCAAACACCAUGGCCCCGGAGGAACACGAGGCGCUCAGCUCUGACCUGAUAAAUUUCCGCCGCGCCCUGACCGAGUCCCUGCCUGAGGGGUCGCGGCCCACGGCGUGGGCGAUGGGCUACGUGGAGCGUCCGGGGACGAUGGCGCAUGAGAAGAGCGGCGACGGGCAGGCGUUUGUGCAUUUGUUGGCGGUGGGGUGGGAGAGUAAGGAGAAGCAUAUGGAAAUCAAAGGGACGGAGGAGUUUACGGGGUCGAUUCAGCCGAUUCGUGAGAAGAUGCUGUCUCCUGUUCCUGGGCUGGGGAUGAAGCAUGUUAGUUUUGUGGGGGUUUGAGGGGGUUCUGUUCUGGGAGAAUGUAUGUAAAGAAUAGAUGGUCUGGAGAAGUUGAGUCAAGUUUCAAAUAAGCAUGACUAGCUUCCUUGGUAUGAAUGUCCCAAUUUGCGCUUAUGAAGAACACAGGAGAUGGCAGAACAAAUUGGGCC
This is a messenger RNA of Aspergillus steynii IBT 23096, 950 nucleotides long. RefSeq lists its product as uncharacterized. The record is from RefSeq and is a predicted model, not a curated record. Bases 109 to 801 code for a protein of 230 amino acids. NCBI's taxonomy places the organism in Eukaryota, Fungi, Ascomycota, Eurotiomycetes, Eurotiales, Aspergillaceae. The transcript is spliced from 2 exons.